AGGAAGUAGAAUUCUGUCAGGAGGCAGCACUUUAGUGUGUCUCUUUCUCUUCCCCUCUGUUCCCCUCGCUUCUUUUCACCACUUUCUCUCCCUUCUGCAUCUGUGUGAUCCUGUCUCUCUGCUUCUGUUUCAUGUGGCUCAGACCUGACUGCCUCAACACCUUCUCUUUCUCAAAUGGCCCUAACCCACCAUGUCUCAAAUCCAAAUUCCAAGAUCAAAGCUUCUGAUUAGUUUAGUCGUCCAAAGGGUUGACUUCCUCCUGGGCCCUGGAACAUAAAGGCAGGUCUCAAAAAAGGGAAAGGUAAACCAGGCACAUCAUAACAGAGAUUAUUUACUGCAAACUCAGAAUUCACAAAAACAACGUAACAUCAUGGUUGGACUCCCAAGUUCAGUUUAAAAUGCCUGGUUGAUCCACAUUAUUACUUAUUUGCAGUAAGCGAAAGCAAAACGUGAAAUUUAAAAUUACAGAUUGAAAUUACGUAAUAGCGUUUCCCCCUCUCCCCACCAAGAUUUUUAAAUGGUUGCAUAGUAUUCUGAGUAAAAGUGUUCCAUUUAUCUUAAAUAAUGGUUUUAUUAUCAGAUGUAGAUUUUAGCACACUAUCUAAAAAGACAAUAAUAAUUACUAGAGGUUACUCAGUGAUUACUAUUGCCAGAGUCUGUGUUUUAUACAGAUAAUUUCCUCAAACCUCACAACAGUCCUAUAGAACAGGCACUAUUAUUUUCUCCAUUUUAAAGAUGAGGGUACCCAGACAGGCAGAUUAAGUCAUUUACAAAAGUUGCAAGGCUGAUUAGAGUCUGUCAGGAUUCAAAUCCAGGAAAUCUGGCUCUGGAGACUGUACUCUGAAUCUCCCUGCUACUCCGCCUUUUUCAGAGGCCUAUAGUUCCACUGAUCCAGGGUAAUCAAAGUCCAGAAUGGAACAUGAGUGAUAGUUCUCUCUUCUUGGAAGUGUUCAGUCUGUACCACCAUUGGGCAAUGCUGUGGUAGAGGAAAUGAGGAAAUACAGUCAUAGCCUCAGUACGCCAAUCCAUGGGCCCUCUGCCUCAGAAUCAUCCAGGGAGCUAAUUAAACACCAUUAAUUCCAAAGUCCAAGUCCAGAGGUUCUUAUUCACUAGGGCUAGGGUGGAACCCAGGAAUCUGUAUUUUUAACAAGCUCUCUGGUGAUCUUAGUAGUCAACCUGGGCUUGGUAAUCCUUUAUCCCUACUAUUUCCUUCUAGGACAAGAUGGUGAAUGAAGACUUUGGGAGUUGGGGUUGACCCAAGUACUGCCUUUAGGCACUAUGCCUCUUAAGUUCUCUGGAUUGUUAACAUUGGCUGUCUCAGUAUAGUUGGUAUCCACUCACAUCUUUUAAUCUUGAAGAUUUCAAAAUACGCCUGAAUCUCCCACUUGUUUGGAAAAUUCCCAAUACCAAGCAAUAAAUUACCCACCGUGCUCUUGUUAUAGAAUAGAAGCUUUUGAGUUCUCCAAAUCUAAACAAGACUUCCUCCCAUUUUUCCAUGAAGCCACAUUGUUGUCUCUUCACUUUAGUGGUGAGUGUUACUGUGCCAGCAGCUUUUGUUUUGGAAGAUGUCGGCUUCAACGAAAUGGCCCCACUGGGAACAAAUAAUAGUUCCUUCAAUUCAUCAUUUCCUCCAAGCUUUGAGCACUCAGCAGAUUCCCACUCAGGGGACGAUGUCAUCAUAGCCAAAGAAGGAACUAGUGUUUCACUCGAGUGUCUUCUCACAGUCGACCACUAUGAAGAUGUCCGUUGGUACAACUCAAAAGGCCAGCAACUGGAUGGCAGAGGCAGAGGUGGAAAAUGGUUGAUUUCUGAUAACUUCCUGAAUAUCACCAGUGUAGUCUUUGAUGACCGAGGGCUCUAUACAUGCUUUGUCACCUCUCCAAUCCAUGCCUCCUACUCUGUCACCCUUCGUGUUAUCUUCACCUCGGGAGACAUGAGUGUCUACUACAUGAUUGUUUGCCUGAUUGCCUUUACAAUCACACUCAUCUUGAAUGUUACACGGUUGUGCAUGAUGAGCAGCCAUCUUCGUAAGACUGAGAAGGCUAUCAAUGAAUUCUUCAGAACUGAAGGGGCUGAGAAACUUCAAAAGGCCUUUGAGAUUGCAAAGCGCAUCCCCAUCAUCACUUCAGCCAAGACUCUAGAACUCGCCAAAGUCACACAAUUUAAGACGAUGGAGUUUGCUCGUUAUAUUGAAGAACUGGCAAGAAGUGUCCCUCUUCCACCCCUUAUUCUAAACUGUCGGGCCUUUGUUGAGGAGAUGUUUGAGGCUGUGCGAGUGGACGACCCUGAUGACAUGGGAGAAAGAAUUAAAGAGAGACCUGCCUUGAAUGCUCAAGGUGGCAUUUAUGUCAUUAACCCAGAGAUGGGCCGGAGUAAUUCACCAGAAGGAGAUUCAGAUGAUGGUUCUCUGAAUGAACAAGGCCAGGAGAUAGCAGUUCAAGUUUCUGUCCACCUCCAGUCAGAAACCAAAAGUAUUGAUACAGAUUCCCAAGACAGCAGUCAUUUCAGCCCACCUGAUGAUCUAGGAUCUGCUGAAUCAAACUCUUACUCCAAAGAUGGGACGUAUGAAAGCCGUCAGCUGUGAGCUAUCCCAGUACCUGCAAAAAUAGCUCUCACAAAAGGAACGUAUUUCAUGCAGGAAAUAACAUUUUUACCAAAAUAUAACUGGGGGUUCCCCCUUGUUAAUAUUAAGCACAUCAGAAUGUGACUUAUUGCCAAAAUCUUUGUAAAAAUUCAGUGUUUUUCAUAUCUGAUAUUUCUCAGUCAUUUUCCUCAAGCUUGAUGAAAUGACACAAGCUAAGAUUUAAAGGAACCCGAGAGAUAAGCAUAAUGGACAAAGUGCCACACUAAGAGUUCCAUGCCUCCUCUUCUGGUCAUGGUUCUUCAAAUGGUUAGGGUUGAUGCUUAUCCUGAGGCCUCACUUUUCCCGCCAGUUAAGUUGAAGGAUUUGCAUUAGAUGAUAUCUCAAGUCAUUUCUAGCCUUGUAACUUCUUACCUGUCCCUGUUAAAACCACCAGAUUUCAUCAGCACAUCUCCAAAUAAACCCUUCCCUAGACUUUUAAGUACCUUUUUAUGGAAAGGAUCAAGCUGAGACUUUAUUUUGUGAUUUAAAUUCCCACACCAGUGCCAUAGUGCAUAGACGUGUGGGUGUUUUUCAGAUGUUUUGCCAUAUGGAGUGUGCAAUUGUAUGUGCUAGAUUGAGUCUCUUUAGUGUAGCCAAUGUCUGUAUUGUUAUACAGAUAUCAGGGAGCUAACUGCUCAUUAAUAAACUACUUUCCAUGAGUAAAUUGGUCCUUUUGGGGGAUAUAUCAUGUCUUUUUAACUUACUGAAGCAUCAUUUAGUUCAUUGAGCUGGCAGUGAUUUCCCAACUGAUCUCCAAAAGUGAGCAAUUUGUUCUUAAGGAAUAAUGUCUUCAGUGCUUUUAGAAUAAGAAACAAUGUCAAAUCAUCUAUCUCUGGUAAAUCAUGGAUUUUUGACAUUUCUGUUAAUAGAAUUUCUCAGGCUUUCCCUUUUUGAAAGUACUGGACUCCGUAGAGGGUUCUGUGUUUGGGAUCUCAUCCCAGGAGGAAACUCAGAGCUGGGUUCAUCUUUAGACUUCUGUCAACACUCUUGCCCUCCAUGAUGGUUAAUAUGGUGCUAAAGGCUGCAUGCCUCCUUAUCUUGUUUGUUUUCUUUAUACUUUGUUGUUGAGGUUUUUAUUUUUGUGUACUUCAGAUAGAGAAUUCUGAGCUCAGGCUGCUUUUGUGGUCUUUCUGAGAAGCACUAACCUGAAAUAAGAUUAGAUACUGGUAUGUGGUAUAUGUGAAUAUAUUAAAUAUGUAGGCAUAGAUAUAGGUACCAGUAUAUAGAUAUAUAUACACACAAAAAUGAUCUAGAUAUAAAGAGGGAGAAAAAUUAUGGAUGAGGCCAUCUGAUUCAACUGUGUAUAAUGAAUACUUGAGACAGUAUUUCUUGCCUGGUUGAGGCCUAAUAUAAUAGAAUUGUAAAUACUCUUCAGAAUAAUUUCUUCAGCUACAGGAAGCUUGGUGUCAUAUGAUUUUUAAGAACUUGGCAGUGGAGCUCCAUUUGGUGCUUCAUGUUUCUUCAUUUGGUUUCUGAUUAUUGAACCAUUACUUGAACUAGAGGCUUCUGAGGGAAAUGUUCAGAGGAGGUUUUAUCAGGAUUUUAAUUUAAGGUUUCAAAUGGAGGAAGGCAAGGAAAUAGAGAGUGUAACCAGAUAAACUCACACCUCCCUUUGUCCAGGCUUAUCACAAAUAAUACAUCUCUUCUGGAUAGCAUGAAUGAAUCAGUGUGCAGUUGUAUCAGAUGGCAUUAUGGAUAAAGAUGAUAAUGCUGCCGUUUCUGUCUCAGGCUGUUUCCAUGGAAACCUCCAGAGCCAAACAAAAGCUACCACCAAUCAUUUAGCCAAAGCUCGCCUUGGCUUGUAGACUUGCAUGUCUUUAAGAAAUACUGUUUUCAUACAUUUGGCUUUGAGAGCAAGGGCUCUUCACCAUUCCCUAGACCCUAGAUUAUAGAACACUUUUUCCUUCCUAGGCUUUUUUUCUUAAAAAAUUAAAAAUGCUAAAAGUCUCUUGUCUGAGGUUUGUUCCCUGACUAUCCUUCAGAUAGUACCUCCAAUGGAUCUAUCCCUCAAGUUCUCACAAUGGAUGUGAGUGUUUGGAACCUUAAGGUAGAUAUAUUUAACGGUCAAAGUCCUGGGAAAUGGGACUUUGGAAAAAUAUGAGAACUAAUGAAAAAAAUCUGUAAGUUUACACAAUACUGUAUCACUAUUGGCUACUCCAGUGUGUCCUGGUUAAAUUAACUUUAGAAACGUAAUGGUGACUUUAUUUGGUAACUGGGUUACUUUGAAUAUUCCAAAUUAUGGUGCCAGUGAUAAGGAAUUACAGUAGUCAAAAUUUAACUGGAGUUGGUGUUACUUUUUUUUUUUUGGUGUUACUUUCUAAAGCUAGUUUCCGAGAGGAAGAAAACCACACAUUAAUAUGUUCUGUAUCUAAUCAAAUACUCUUCAUAUGUAAUAAAUAGUCUCAUGUUACGUUUUUGUAAAAUCCUUAACCUUUUGAACUUAAACUACAGUCUAAAAGUCUUUUGACAAUAACUGUGGUAUAAUUAAUCUUUUGUUUCAGUGGAUUUUAUAGUUAGUGAAAAUGCCUUUACUCAGAAAAUGUGUUUAAAUAGUCCUGUCAUCUCAUUUAUAAAUUUUGUAUUGUGACUUAAUGAACCUUAUUGUCCUUAUGAAAUGAAAUGAUGGCUUUGUGAAAUGAAUUUACCAAAAAUGGAUAUGUAAACAUUUUUAUAGAUUCCUGGACAGCUGAAAUGAUGCCAGAUGGACAGGCAUCUUUUGAGCUGAUACUCAACCUGAGUUUUAGGUAGUUCAAUAAGCGUAUCCUCACGUUGCAUCUGUUCUGAUAGUUAAAUUCUUGAUUCGGGACCAGCAAGCAUUUGUAUUUCUCCCAAUUACCCUUACGUGAGUACCUUGGGAGUUGCCAAUCUGAAACGGUUGUGAAAAGAUUUCUGGCUUCUUCGCCUCACUUAGCAUGCAUUUUGAAGUUAAAGCACGUGGCUUUCUGUGUGGUCCUCCAGCUUCAGUGAACCCCUUGGUGUAUUCCUCUCCACAUCCUGCAUGUUGCUUCACCCCAGAUCAGACUCUGUCUCCCAUGUCCCAGAGUGGCAUGGGAGCAUGGCAUGCUUGUUUUCCAGAGCACAGCCGGCCAUGGGUGCUAGCCUUGUCUCAACACACCAGCACUUAUAACACAAGUAAAUCAUAUUUCCUGAGUCACCAAUAAGAGAAGACAAUCUUUUCUCAUCCAGGCCGGGAAUUUUGAAAAUGCUCAGCUUUAUACAUAAACUCCUACAUCUCAACACAUUUCAUAAGUGUAAGCGUUAUUUUAGUGUGGUUCAGAUGAUGUUUAAAUGGUCACCAUUUUAAUGAAUACUUACAUUAUGAUUUUGUCCUUUCUUUUAAAAAAAAAAGUCAUGCUUGAAUAUAUUUAUUAAAUGUUCAAUGGACUAUUUCAUUUGUCUGAAAUCCUCUAUUGAGUAUAUAUUCAUUUUUACGUGUGAUGGAAUUUGAUGUUAAUGAUUUUAAACAGGAGUAAAUUUUAAUCCAACUUGAA
This is a messenger RNA of Canis lupus familiaris (dog), 6114 nucleotides long. It is a transcript of the gene MFAP3, whose product is annotated as microfibril associated protein 3. Gene Ontology annotation, biological process: interleukin-15-mediated signaling pathway; T cell activation; positive regulation of ERK1 and ERK2 cascade. Gene Ontology annotation, cellular component: membrane raft; external side of plasma membrane. The transcript is spliced from 3 exons. The record is from RefSeq and is a predicted model, not a curated record. Gene Ontology annotation, molecular function: protein tyrosine kinase binding; MHC class II protein binding. NCBI's taxonomy places the organism in Eukaryota, Metazoa, Chordata, Mammalia, Carnivora, Canidae. The coding region runs from base 1496 to 2584 and encodes 362 amino acids.